Molecule: messenger RNA, 4722 nt
Organism: Amblyraja radiata (thorny skate)
Lineage: Eukaryota; Metazoa; Chordata; Chondrichthyes; Rajiformes; Rajidae
Gene: eps15
Product: epidermal growth factor receptor pathway substrate 15
Exons: 25
Coding region: 205-2865 (886 amino acids)
Biological process (GO): endosomal transport; endocytosis
Cellular component (GO): cytoplasm; plasma membrane; clathrin coat of coated pit
Molecular function (GO): calcium ion binding; cadherin binding
Source: RefSeq, a predicted model, not a curated record
ACAUCAGUCUUACGAGGGGGCAUGGUCAGAGUGUUACCGCAGGCUCGAGAGGAAAUCAGUCUCUCUGCGCGUUCAUCUGCAAACAGCACCGAGAUAAACCACUUCAGGAAGUUUAUUCCAUCGGAAUCCGGUGCCAGGUUUUGUUUGUAACCAUGGAUUUACGAACUUUUUCAGUGCAUGAUGGGCUAAAGUGAAGGAACCAGCAUGGCGGGGCAGUUCACACUCACCCAGCUUUCAGGUGGAAACCCAUUAUAUGAAAAGUAUUAUCGUCAGAUCGAUUCAACAAACAGUGGGAGAGUUGGAGCAGCAGAAGCUGCCUCAUUUCUGAAAAGGUCUGGCCUGUCAGAUCUCGUACUUGGAAAGAUAUGGGAUUUAGCUGAUGCAGAUGCAAAGGGCUUUUUAAAUAAACAGGAAUUUUUUGUUGCCUUAAAGCUUGUAGGGUGUGCACAAAAUGGACUUGAAGUCUCUUUGAAUAGUUUAAAUCUUGCAGCCCCAGCACCUAAAAUUAAUGAUAGAAGCAGUCCGUUACCGAAUAGUGGAUCAGCACCUGUUGAUGUUCCCUGGGCUGUGAAGCCUGAAGAAAAGUCGAAGUAUGAUAUAAUUUUUGACAGCCUUAAUCCUGUGAAUGGUUUUCUGUCUGGUGAUAAAGUGAAACCUGUGCUUCUCAACUCUAAACUACCUGUGGAUGUCCUGGGAAGGGUCUGGGAUCUUAGUGAUACCGAUCGUGAUGGUUUAUUAGACCGUGAUGAAUUUGCUGUUGCCAUGUACUUGGUUUACCGUGCUCUCGAGAAGGAGACUGUGCCAUUUUCGUUACCACCUACCUUAAUACCUCCAUCAAAGAGGAAAAAAGUUAGCGUUCCACCCUCGGUGCCACUUAUUCCGUCUCCUCCUUCUGCCAAGGAAAGCCGACAAUCCUUACCUCCUGUGGGAAUUCUACCUACCAAAACGCCAGUAACCCAGCCCAUUAAAUGGGUUGUAACACCAGCCGACAAAACAAAAUAUGAUGAAAUCUUCAUGAAAACUGACAAAGAUCAGGAUGGGUUUGUCUCUGGAGUAGAAGUAAAGGAUUUCUUUCUCACAACGGGUUUGGCUCCAGCUACCUUGGCUCGUAUCUGGGCACUCUGUGAUAUAAAUGAUUGUGGAAAGCUUUCAAAGGAGCAAUUUGCCUUGGCUCUACAUUUAAUAAAUCAGAAGCUAACAAAAGACAUUGAUCCACCUCAGGUUCUUACUGCAGAGAUGAUGCCUCCUUCUGACAGUGCACAAAAGAAUGGAGGUUCUCUGAAUAAUGUAGCAGAUUUUUCAGCCAUCAAAGAACUUGAUUCUAUACACAAUGAAAUAGCCGAUCUUCACAGGGAGAAAAGCAGUGUGGAAGUGGAAAUCAAAGAAAAAGAGGAGGCAAUCAAGCAGCGAACGAGUGAGGUCCAGGAUCUCCAGGAUGAAGUUGACAAGGAAGGUACAAACUUACAGAAAUUACAAGAGCAGAGGCAAGAAGUACAGGAUGUGCUCAAUGGCUUGGAUCAACAGAAAAACAAACUGGAAGAGCAGCUACAUGAUAUCAGGGAGAAAUGCACGGAAGAGGCACAUUUGAUUGCAUCACUAAAGACUGAGAUAUCAAAUCAGGAAUCCCAGAUAUCAUCUUGUGAGGAAGAGCUGAUGAAAGCACAGGAAGAACUAAAACUACUGCACCAGGAGACAGCAGAGCUGGAAGAGCAAAUGGAGGCAAGUCAUGCCCAUUUGGAACCUAUGCAACAAACUCUUUGGGCAUCCCAUCAGGAAAUUAAUCUGGUGAAAUCCAAGUUGUCUGAGCUGCAUGAUAAUGAGGAAAGCUUCAACGAUCAACUCAGGUGGCAGAGUCAUCUGCAACCUAUUGUCAAUGGUAGCAUUGAGCACUCUGAUCUCAACAACAGUGUGAGUGAGACUGCUGACCGGAAGGAAAAUACAGAGAGGCAAAGCCCAGUGGAAAAAGAAGAGAUCAUUAAUGAGCCUAUGGCCAACAAUAGCGUUAUUGAAGACACCCUCAAUAGAGCGCUUAUCACGAAAACGGAACAGAUUGAAAUUCAACAACCCAGUCUUACAGAAAAGGAAGAUCCUUUUGAUAUGAAAGCUAGUGAAUACACCAGCAGUAUUUCAGACCCAAACCUAGACUUCUUUCAAACAGAUCCUUUCACUGGCAGUGAUCCCUUUAAGGAUGAUCCAUUUGGAAAGGUUGACAUUGCAGCAGAUCCUUUUGGAGGUGAUCCUUUUAAAGGCACAGAUCCUUUUGCAGAUGCCUCGGAUAACUUCUUUCAACAGUCUGCAAGUGACCCAUUUACAGCCACAGAAGCUGAUCCUUUCAAUGCUACGUCAACCAACACUAAUGUAGAAUCUACAGAAGCAAUAAAUGGCAAUGAUCCAUUUGCUCCAGGUGGUGGGACAGUCUCCUCCGCUGCUGAUGCAGUUACUGAUCCCUUUGUCUCAGCAUUUGGAAAUGAUUCAUUUGGAAGUGGGUUUGCAAAUUUUAAUACAUUAUCGCAGUCCAACCAAGCAGAUCCCUUCAGUUCUGCUCCAGGAGCAGAACCUGGCAAAGAUGGCUUUGGAAAAAAUAUAUUCACAGAAGAUGCCAUAAAAAAUGAAGAGUUGCCUCCAGCUUUACCACCAAAAAUUGGUACUCCAACAAGACCUCCACCUCCACCACCUAGUAAAAGACUUUCCCUUGUUAAGUCAGAAUCGAACGACUCCUUCAAGUUAAAUGAUCCUUUCCACCCAUUUAACUCGGGGGAUUCAUUCCAUGAAGAGAAACAACUUGAUCCAUUUGCUCCUACUUCUCCAAGUAAAGUUAUUGGAGACAACCCAAAUUUUGCAAACUUCAAUACUCUCUCUUUUUAAUGUUUCAGUAUCCCAGCGAGGAAGACCAGAUAGAGUGGGCCAAAAGGGAAAGUGAACGAGCAGAGGAGGAGCGACUAGCCAGAUUAAACCAACAAGAACAAGAGGAUUUGGAACUAGCUAUAGCACUUAGUAAAUCUGAAAUAUCUGAAGCAUGAUGUGCUCCUUCACAAUUAUUGGUUGCCUUGACUCGCCAAACCAAUGAUGUUCUUACUAAAGUGUUUUCCAUAGAAGCUACCUAAAGUAAACUUGGAAGUACUGGAGACUCUGACUUCUUGACAUGAAAUUAUUUGUUUGUUACUGAAAAGAUCAGUAUGGUGAAACUUAUUAAUUCAGUACCAUUAAAUAACCUUUAUCCUGUAUAUUAAACAAAUGCAACGUACAAACUAAGUACCGAGGUAAAUUUGGAUUAAAUGCAGCCAAUUCAAUUCUAAUAAUACUAUUUUGCUUUAUUGGGUAACGGAGCCUAUCAUCUCAGCAGCUUCCUGUUUAAAUAAUAUUGUUUAAUAGAAUACUUGUCAUUGAACAGCUGUAUAUAUUACACCUACUUAGUUACAAAGUAGAUUUAAAAAUCAUAACCUUCGAGUGUAGCACAUUAACUGUUUCUGUAACCACCAAUUGCUGGCAAUAUAUAACUGUAUAGAGCAUAUGUUUCAGCUUACCCUCUGAAACUGCUGCUGUAAGUUAAACGUGCACUGCUAAACUUUUUACUGGCUUUAUUUUUUUAAACUUAUCUGUUUAUAAAUUUUAAGUGACAUUCCUUUUAUGUUCAUGCUGACUGGAAGAAUAAAUAAACAAAUUGUAAGCUUAUAUAAAGAUAUUCUGUUCAAUCCAUUGAAAUAUGGUAUACAUUCAACUCUGCCUCAAAGAUGAAGGUCUGCAAGCACAGUCUAGAAACCAACAGGGUUUACUGUUUUUUUUAAUGUCCUUUUCCAAAUCUAACUUGCAUUUUUUUUUUUUGCAUUGAAGAUGUCUAACUCGUUUAGCAUGUAGCUUUCUAUUAACCAAUGUCAACAUCAAAAAUAUAAUAUGCUAUGCCAAGUUUUUGGUUUUUGUACACUCAUUCUCAUUACCACCACAUUUCCUUCUUUACCACCUUUUCUCACUAUUCUGAAAGGGUAUCCAGUAUUUAAAAAAAGGACAUUUUCUCAUGCCGUUCUUAUUUGCUACCCGUUUACUUUUUUUGUUGAACUUGCAAAUAUAAUUUCCUAUAUAAUAGAAAUAUACCUAAUACAACUGAAAGCAUUAUUAUAUUUGUGUUUUCUUGUUUCAAGGCCCUCAGAACUGUAUUUUGACAUUUGUGGUUAUCCACUUUCCUGAGUGAAGGAUCAUCUAUGGCCAUAUAUAUUUAUUGAUAUGUUUCUGUGAAGUUUAUUCAUUGACUGUUUCUAUAUUUCUAAUGUACCAUUCUAAUGUAUCAUUAUAUCUGGCAGUUUUGUUGUGAAUAUCCCAUUGCAAAUACUUAUUACUAUCCAUCUUGGUUCAGCUAUUCCCUUUUUUGCUGAUUUUUUUUCCCAUUGUGUCAUACUUUUUAUUUCAAAUAUUUUAUUUUAUUUGCCAACAUCUUUUAUACUACUCUCUUGGGUUUUGACUUUUGCUUGUUCCCCUUUAAUGGGAUCCCUAUUUUAUGGAUUCAUAUGUUUUUAUAGAUAUUUUGCUUUUGUGAUCAUUUUUUUAAAUUCUUACACCCCAUUGUUUUAAUUGCUUUUUCAGAUGCUGCUCACUUGAUAAAGAUGGUUGAUGCUAUAUAUUGACGAGCAUCUUCCAUCUUUAUCUAUAACCAUCAAAGGAACAAUUAACUUAAAUUUAAAAAAAAACUGCAUAUGCUGGAAGCUGAAAAAUAAACAAUAUGUGAAUUAC